Messenger RNA from Rhinocladiella mackenziei CBS 650.93, 819 nucleotides. RefSeq lists its product as uncharacterized. Bases 1 to 819 code for a protein of 272 amino acids. The record is from RefSeq and is a predicted model, not a curated record. Lineage: Eukaryota; Fungi; Ascomycota; Eurotiomycetes; Chaetothyriales; Herpotrichiellaceae. The transcript has a single exon.
AUGUCCUCUCUCACCGCUUCCACCCAGCCUCAACCUCAGUCCCAAUCCCAACUAACCGUCGAAGACAAUGAACCCGACAUCAGUCCAGACCAACAUCGGUAUAUCCGUUCCCUCAACGAAUCCCCAACAUGCUACUCCCGCUUCUUCAGCGCACUGCUCAUCAAGAAAUCUAUGCACCACCAAUUUUUCCGAGACCUGAAAACAUUCCGCGAGCAGCCCAUCAUCAUCGCCCUCCUGGAGCCCGGAACCAAAGAAGCGUACCGAGAAUGUACGCGUGCCUUUGUUGGUUCUCGGUUCGCACACCCUUGGUGCCGGACCGAGAGUGAUUUCAAGUCCGGCUGGACGCGGGCAAGUUGGGUCGGUGGCACGAGGAAAGUGAGCAAGGAGGACAAGAAGGAAGAGGAGCGCUUGCAUCGGCUUCUUGUGCCGAUUUGGAUUGCAUUUCAGAGGAGGAUGUUUCCGGGGAUCGAGGUGGUGCAGGAUUGGGUUGAGAAGGAAAGAAGAGAGUAUGAAAAGGAAAAGCUGAAGCUUGCCGAACCCGAGGCCGAGAAGACGGCCAAGUCGACCCAGUCGCCGUCAUCUGGCGUUUCCAAAGCUACAACUACAAAUGCCGCUUCGACGACGACUUACCCUGAACUGGGCUUCAAAACGAAAUCUUCAAAACCAGCACCGGCAACAUCUUCUUCCAAAACAGUGUCCAAACCCUCGGAUUCCAGUGCUGCUGUAGCAUCACAAAUGUUCAUGGGCGUCGCAGUCACAGGGUUCAUCAUGAGUGACAAGCGCGUCAGGAAAUAUAUGAAGAAGAAAUUGAAGAAGUGA